GGAGCCAUUACCGUGAUGGCCGUAAGCAACAUUUCCAUCUCCUUGAGCUUAGGGAGACCCGUGGACAUGGGGGUCACCCAGUACAACUUCAGCAUCAUGUACAGGACUGCCAGCAGUUCUGAUGUUUCCUUCAAUGAAAUUACAAAUUCCACCAAAAUCCAAGAUCUGCAGUCUGGGACCAAUUACACCAUUUCUGUGACCACUGUUGUUCAAGGUGGAAUGAAGAGUGAAGCUGUGGUUCUAAAUCAGUUUACAAAACCGAAUCCUGUGAACAAUGCCAUUGCUUCAAGUCGCAACACCACUUCAGUUACUCUGAGUUGGGACAAACCGCUUGACUCCAAGCCUGAGUAUACCUAUAAGGUGACACUGAGUGGACAUCUCCCAAUUAUGAUAACUGGUACUGAAUUCGUUACUGUGGCACAACUAAAUCCUGGAACUGGAUACACAUUCAGUGUGUUCACACUGGCGGCAGAUAAUACAUCAGCAGAUCCAGUCUAUGUCUCUUCUACUACAGGUAAAGACACCAAUUGUUUUAAUAGGAGUUUCUCUCUGACCAAGGUAGACUGCUUAAUCUGCAGCAAAUCAUAUAAUCAUGUCUUCAUAUAUGUACUGACAUGCGUUCUCCAACCAUCAUUAUCCAAUUACUUGCUUCUGACAGUUCCUUCAAAGCCUGGAGCCAUUACCGUGAUGGCCGUAAGCAACAUUUCCAUCUCCUUGAGCUUAGGGAGACCCGUGGACAUGGGGGUCACCCAGUACAACUUCAGCAUCAUGUACAGGACUGCCAGCAGUUCUGAUGUUUCCUUCAAUGAAAUUACAAAUUCCACCAAAAUCCAAGAUCUGCAGUCUGGGACCAAUUACACCAUUUCUGUGACCACUGUUGUUCAAGGUGGAAUGAAGAGUGAAGCUGUGGUUCUAAAUCAGUUUACAAAACCGAAUCCUGUGAACAAUGCCAUUGCUUCAAGUCGCAACACCACUUCAGUUACUCUGAGUUGGGACAAACCGCUUGACUCCAAGCCUGAGUAUACCUAUAAGGUGACACUGAGUGGACAUCUCCCAAUUAUGAUAACUGGUACUGAAUUCGUUACUGUGGCACAACUAAAUCCUGGAACUGGAUACACAUUCAGUGUGUUCACACUGGCGGCAGAUAAUACAUCAGCAGAUCCAGUCUAUGUCUCUUCUACUACAGUUCCUUCAAAGCCUGGAGCCAUUACCGUGAUGGCCGUAAGCAACAUUUCCAUCUCCUUGAGCUUAGGGAGACCCGUGGACAUGGGGGUCACCCAGUACAACUUCAGCAUCAUGUACAGGACUGCCAGCAGUUCUGAUGUUUCCUUCAAUGAAAUUACAAAUUCCACCAAAAUCCAAGAUCUGCAGUCUGGGACCAAUUACACCAUUUCUGUGACCACUGUUGUUCAAGGUGGAAUGAAGAGUGAAGCUGUGGUUCUAAAUCAGUUUACAAGUAAGUGUGAAGCAUUUUCUCUUGUGUGCAAUGGUGCAGACCACCGUCCAGAAGCAAGAAAAAAAGAAUCUCGUUCCAGCUUGAGGUGUUUCACUGUUGUUCACGGUGGAGUGAAGAGUGAAGCUGUGCUUCUAAAUCAGUUUACAAAACCGAAUCCUGUGAACAAUGCCAUUGCUUCAAGUCGCAACACCACUUCAGUUACUCUAAGUUGGGACAAACCGCUUGACUCCAAGCCUGAGUAUACCUAUAAGGUGACACUGAGUGGACAUCUCCCAAUUAUGAUAACUGGUACUGAAUUCGUUACUGUGGCACAACUAAAUCCUGGAACUGGAUACACAUUCAGUGUGUUCACACUGGCGGCAGAUAAUACAUCAGCAGAUCCAGUCUAUGUCUCUUCUACUACAGUUCCUUCAAAGCCUGGAGCCAUUACCGUGAUGGCCGUAAGCAACAUUUCCAUCUCCUUGAGCUUAGGGAGACCCGUGGACAUGGGGGUCACCCAGUACAACUUCAGCAUCAUGUACAGGACUGCCAGCAGUUCUGAUGUUUCCUUCAAUGAAAUUACAAAUUCCACCAAAAUCCAAGAUCUGCAGUCUGGGACCAAUUACACCAUUUCUGUGACCACUGUUGUUCAAGGUGGAAUGAAGAGUGAAGCUGUGGUUCUAAAUCAGUUUACAAAACCGAAUCCUGUGAACAAUGCCAUUGCUUCAAGUCGCAACACCACUUCAGUUACUCUGAGUUGGGACAAACCGCUUGACUCCAAGCCUGAGUAUACCUAUAAGGUGACACUGAGUGGACAUCUCCCAAUUAUGAUAACUGGUACUGAAUUCGUUACUGUGGCACAGCUAAAUCCUGGAACUGGAUACACAUUCAGUGUGUUCACACUGGCGGCAGAUAAUACAUCAGCAGAUCCAGUCUAUGUCUCUUCUACUACAGUUCCUUCAAAGCCUGGAGCCAUUACCGUGAUGGCCGUAAGCAACAUUUCCAUCUCCUUGAGCUUAGGGAGACCCGUGGACAUGGGGGUCACCCAGUACAACUUCAGCAUCAUGUACAGGACUGCCAGCAGUUCUGAUGUUUCCUUCAAUGAAAUUACAAAUUCCACCAAAAUCCAAGAUCUGCAGUCUGGGACCAAUUACACCAUUUCUGUGACCACUGUUGUUCAAGGUGGAAUGAAGAGUGAAGCUGUGGUUCUAAAUCAGUUUACAAAACCGAAUCCUGUGAACAAUGCCAUUGCUUCAAGUCGCAACACCACUUCAGUUACUCUGAGUUGGGACAAACCGCUUGACUCCAAGCCUGAGUAUACCUAUAAGGUGACACUGAGUGGACAUCUCCCAAUUAUGAUAACUGGUACUGAAUUCGUUACUGUGGCACAACUAAAUCCUGGAACUGGAUACACAUUCAGUGUGUUCACACUGGCGGCAGAUAAUACAUCAGCAGAUCCAGUCUAUGUCUCUUCUACUACAGGUAAAGACACCAAUUGUUUUAAUAGGAGUUUCUCUCUGACCAAGGUAGACUGCUUAAUCUGCAGCAAAUCAUAUAAUCAUGUCUUCAUAUAUGUACUGACAUGCGUUCUCCAACCAUCAUUAUCCAAUUACUUGCUUCUCACAGUUCCUUCAAAGCCUGGAGCCAUUACCGUGAUGGCCGUAAGCAACAUUUCCAUCUCCUUGAGCUUAGGGAGACCCGUGGACAUGGGGGUCACCCAGUACAACUUCAGCAUCAUGUACAGGACUGCCAGCAGUUCUGAUGUUUCCUUCAAUGAAAUUACAAAUUCCACCAAAAUCCAAGAUCUGCAGUCUGGGACCAAUUACACCAUUUCUGUGACCACUGUUGUUCAAGGUGGAAUGAAGAGUGAAGCUGUGGUUCUAAAUCAGUUUACAAAACCGAAUCCUGUGAACAAUGCCAUUGCUUCAAGUCGCAACACCACUUCAGUUACUCUGAGUUGGGACAAACCGCUUGACUCCAAGCCUGAGUAUACCUAUAAGGUGACACUGAGUGGACAUCUCCCAAUUAUGAUAACUGGUACUGAAUUCGUUACUGUGGCACAACUAAAUCCUGGAACUGGAUACACAUUCAGUGUGUUCACACUGGCGGCAGAUAAUACAUCAGCAGAUCCAGUCUAUGUCUCUUCUACUACAGGUAAAGACACCAAUUGUUUUAAUAGGAGUUUCUCUCUGACCAAGGUAGACUGCUUAAUCUGCAGCAAAUCAUAUAAUCAUGUCUUCAUAUAUGUACUGACAUGCGUUCUCCAACCAUCAUUAUCCAAUUACUUGCUUCUGACAGUUCCUUCAAAGCCUGGAGCCAUUACCGUGAUGGCCGUAAGCAACAUUUCCAUCUCCUUGAGCUUAGGGAGACCCGUGGACAUGGGGGUCACCCAGUACAACUUCAGCAUCAUGUACAGGACUGCCAGCAGUUCUGAUGUUUCCUUCAAUGAAAUUACAAAUUCCACCAAAAUCCAAGAUCUGCAGUCUGGGACCAAUUACACCAUUUCUGUGACCACUGUUGUUCAAGGUGGAAUGAAGAGUGAAGCUGUGGUUCUAAAUCAGUUUACAAAACCGAAUCCUGUGAACAAUGCCAUUGCUUCAAGUCGCAACACCACUUCAGUUACUCUGAGUUGGGACAAACCGCUUGACUCCAAGCCUGAGUAUACCUAUAAGGUGACACUGAGUGGACAUCUCCCAAUUAUGAUAACUGGUACUGAAUUCGUUACUGUGGCACAACUAAAUCCUGGAACUGGAUACACAUUCAGUGUGUUCACACUGGCGGCAGAUAAUACAUCAGCAGAUCCAGUCUAUGUCUCUUCUACUACAGGUAAAGACACCAAUUGUUUUAAUAGGAGUUUCUCUCUGACCAAGGUAGACUGCUUAAUCUGCAGCAAAUCAUAUAAUCAUGUCUUCAUAUAUGUACUGACAUGCGUUCUCCAACCAUCAUUAUCCAAUUACUUGCUUCUGACAGUUCCUUCAAAGCCUGGAGCCAUUACCGUGAUGGCCGUAAGCAACAUUUCCAUCUCCUUGAGCUUAGGGAGACCCGUGGACAUGGGGGUCACCCAGUACAACUUCAGCAUCAUAUACGGGUCUGCCAGCAGUUCUGAUGUUUCCUUCAAUGAAAUUACAAAUUCCACCAAAAUCCAAGAUCUGCAGUCUGGAACCAAUUACACCAUUUCUGUGACCACUGUUGUUCAAGGUGGAGUGAAGAGUGAAGCUGUGGUUCUAAAUCAGUUUACAAAACCGAAUCCUGUGAACAAUGCCAUUGCUUCAAGUCGCAACACCACUUCAGUUACUCUGAGUUGGGACAAACCGCUUGACUCCAAGCCUGAGUAUACCUAUAAGGUGACACUGAGUGGACAUCUCCCAAUUAUGAUAACUGGUACUGAAUUCGUUACUGUGGCACAACUAAAUCCUGGAACUGGAUACACAUUCAGUGUGUUCACACUGGCGGCAGAUAAUACAUCAGCAGAUCCAGUCUAUGUCUCUUCUACUACAGGUAAAGACACCAAUUGUUUUAAUAGGAGUUUCUCUCUGACCAAGGUAGACUGCUUAAUCUGCAGCAAAUCAUAUAAUCAUGUCUUCAUAUACUUAGGGAGACCCGUGGACAUGGGGGUCACCCAGUACAACUUCAGCAUCAUGUACGGGACUGCCAGCCGUUCUGAUGUUUCCUUCAUUGAAAUUACAAAUUCCACCAAAAUCCAAGAUCUGCAGUCUGGAACCAAUUACACCAUUUCUGUGACCACUGUUGUUCAAGGUGGAGUGAAGAGUGAAGCUGUGGUUCUAAAUCAGUUUACAAAACCGAAUCCUGUGAACAAUGCCAUUGCUUCAAGUCGCAACACCACUUCAGUUACUCUGAGUUGGGACAAACCGCUCGACUCCAAGCCUGAGUAUACCUAUAAGGUGACACUGAGUGGACAUCUCCCAAUUAUGAUAACUGGUACUGAAUUCGUUACUGUGGCACAACUAAAUCCUGGAACUGGAUACACAUUCAGUGUGUUCACACUGGCGGCAGAUAAUACAUCAGCAGAUCCAGUCUAUGUCUCUUCUACUACAGUUCCUUCCAAGCCUGGAGCCAUUGCCGUGAUGGCCUUAAGCAACAUUUCCAUCUCCUUGAGCUUAGGGAGACCCGUGGACAUGGGGGUCACCCAGUACAACUUCAGCAUCAUGUACGGGACUGCCAGCCGUUCUGAUGUUUCCUUCAUUGAAAUUACAAAUUCCACCAAAAUCCAAGAUCUGCAGUCUGGAACCAAUUACACCAUUUCUGUGACCACUGUUGUUCAAGGUGGAGUGAAGAGUGAAGCUGUGGUUCUAAAUCAGUUUACAAGUAAGUGUGAAGCAUUUUCCCUUGUGUGCAAUGGUGCAGACCACCGUCCAGAAGCAAGAAAAAAAGAAUCUCGUUCCAGCUUCAGAUCAUUGGAUUUGGAACCGAAUCCUGUGAACAAUGCCAUUGCUUCAAGUCGCAACACCACUUCAGUUACUCUGAGUUGGGACAAACCGCUCGACUCCAAGCCUGAGUAUACCUAUAAGGUGACACUGAGUGGACAUCUCCCAAUUAUGAUAACUGGUACUGAAUUCGUUACUGUGGCACAACUAAAUCCUGGAACUGGAUACACAUUCAGUGUGUUCACACUGGCGGCAGAUAAUACAUCAGCAGAUCCAGUCUAUGUCUCUUCUACUACAGUUCCUUCAAAGCCUGGAGCCAUUACCGUGAUGGCCGUAAGCAACAUUUCCAUCUCCUUGAGCUUAGGGAGACCUGUGGACAUGGGGGUCACCCAGUACAACUUCAGCAUCAUGUACGGGACUGCCAGCCGUUCUGAUGUUUCCUUCAAUGAAAUUACAAAUUCCACCAAAAUCCAAGAUCUGCAGUCUGGAACCAAUUACACCAUUUCUGUGACCACUGUUGUUCAAGGUGGAUUGAAGAGUGAAGCUGUGGUUCUAAAUCAGUUUACAAAACCGAAUCCUGUGAACAAUGCCAUUGCUUCAAGUCGCAACACCACUUCAGUUACUCUGAGUUGGGACAAACCGCUUGACUCCAAGCCUGAGUAUACCUAUAAGGUGACACUGAGUGGACAUCUCCCAAUUAUGAUAACUGGUACUGAAUUCGUUACUGUGGCACAACUAAAUCCUGGAACUGGAUACACAUUCAGUGUGUUCACACUGGCGGCAGAUAAUACAUCAGCAGAUCCAGUCUAUGUCUCUUCUACUACAGUUCCUUCAAAGCCUGGAGCCAUUACCGUGAUGGCCGUAAGCAACAUUUCCAUCUCCUUGAGCUUAGGGAGACCUGUGGACAUGGGGGUCACCCAGUACAACUUCAGCAUCAUGUACGGGACUGCCAGCCGUUCUGAUGUUUCCUUCAAUGAAAUUACAAAUUCCACCAAAAUCCAAGAUCUGCAGUCUGGAACCAAUUACACCAUUUCUGUGACCACUGUUGUUCAAGGUGGAGUGAAGAGUGAAGCUGUGGUUCUAAAUCAGUUUACAAAACCGAAUCCUGUGAACAAUGCCAUUGCUUCAAGUCGCAACACCACUUCAGUUACUCUGAGUUGGGACAAACCGCUUGACUCCAAGCCUGAGUAUACCUAUAAGGUGACACUGAGUGGACAUCUCCCAAUUAUGAUAACUGGUACUGAAUUCGUUACUGUGGCACAACUAAAUCCUGGAACUGGAUACACAUUCAGUGUGUUCACACUGGCGGCAGAUAAUACAUCAGCAGAUCCAGUCUAUGUCUCUUCUACUACAGGUAAAGACACCAAUUGUUUUAAUAGGAGUUUCUCUCUGACCAAGGUAGACUGCUUAAUCUGCAGCAAAUCAUAUAAUCAUGUCUUCAUAUACAUGAAGCAGAAUGAGAUUGGUGUUAUCCUCAACAUCUCAUUAAUAAUUGCAGAACCGAAUCCUGUGAACAAUGCCAUUGCUUCAAGUCGCAACACCACUUCAGUUACUCUGAGUUGGGACAAACCGCUUGACUCCAAGCCUGAGUAUACCUAUAAGGUGACACUGAGUGGACAUCUCCCAAUUAUGAUAACUGGUACUGAAUUCGUUACUGUGGCACAACUAAAUCCUGGAACUGGAUACACAUUCAGUGUGUUCACACUGGCGGCAGAUAAUACAUCAGCAGAUCCAGUCUAUGUCUCUUCUACUACAGUUCCUUCCAAGCCUGGAGCCAUUGCCGUGAUGGCCUUAAGCAACAUUUCCAUCUCCUUGAGCUUAGGGAGACCUGUGGACAUGGGGGUCACCCAGUACAACUUCAGCAUCAUGUACGGGACUGCCAGCCAUUCUGAUGUUUCCUUCAAUGAAAUUACAAAUUCCACCAAAAUCCAAGAUCUGCAGUCUGGAACCAAUUACACCAUUUCUGUGACCACUGUUGUUCAAGGUGGAUUGAAGAGUGAAGCUGUGGUUCUAAAUCAGUUUACAAGUAAGUGUGAAGCAUUUUCCCUUGUGUGCAAUGGUGCAGACCACCGUCCAGAAGCAAGAAAAAAAGAAUCUCGUUCCAGCUUCAGAUCAUUGGAUUUGGAACCGAAUCCUGUGAACAAUGCCAUUGCUUCAAGUCGCAACACCACUUCAGUUACUCUGAGUUGGGACAAACCGCUCGACUCCAAGCCUGAGUAUACCUAUAAGGUGACACUGAGUGGACAUCUCCCAAUUAUGAUAACUGGUACUGAAUUCGUUACUGUGGCACAACUAAAUCCUGGAACUGGAUACACAUUCAGUGUGUUCACACUGGCGGCAGAUAAUACAUCAGCAGAUCCAGUCUAUGUCUCUUCUACUACAGUUCCUUCAAAGCCUGGAGCCAUUACCGUGAUGGCCGUAAGCAACAUUUCCAUCUCCUUGAGCUUAGGGAGACCCGUGGACAUGGGGGUCACCCAGUACAACUUCAGCAUCAUGUACGGGACUGCCAGCCGUUCUGAUGUUUCCUUCAAUGAAAUUACAAAUUCCACCAAAAUCCAAGAUCUGCAGUCUGGAACCAAUUACACCAUUUCUGUGACCACUGUUGUUCAAGGUGGAUUGAAGAGUGAAGCUGUGGUUCUAAAUCAGUUUACAAAACCGAAUCCUGUGAACAAUGCCAUUGCUUCAAGUCGCAACACCACUUCAGUUACUCUGAGUUGGGACAAACCGCUCGACUCCAAGCCUGAGUAUACCUAUAAGGUGACACUGAGUGGACAUCUCCCAAUUAUGAUAACUGGUACUGAAUUCGUUACUGUGGCACAACUAAAUCCUGGAACUGGAUACACAUUCGGUGUGUUCACACUGGCGGCAGAUAAUACAUCAGCAGAUCCAGUCUAUGUCUCUUCUACUACAGUAGAAGACAAAUUAGCUAGUUGUGGACUCAACAAUGUGUGCGUUCUCCAACUAUCAUUAUCCAAUUACUUGCUUCUGACAGUUCCUUCAAAGCCUGGAGCCAUUACCGUGAUGGCCGUAAGCAACAUUUCCAUCUCCUUGAGCUUAGGGAGACCCGUGGACAUGGGGGUCACCCAGUACAACUUCAGCAUCAUGUACGGGACUGCCAGCCGUUCUGAUGUUUCCUUCAAUGAAAUUACAAAUUCCACCAAAAUCCAAGAUCUGCAGUCUGGAACCAAUUACACCAUUUCUGUGACCACUGUUGUUCAAGGUGGAUUGAAGAGUGAAGCUGUGGUUCUAAAUCAGUUUACAAAACCGAAUCCUGUGAACAAUGCCAUUGCUUCAAGUCGCAACACCACUUCAGUUACUCUGAGUUGGGACAAACCGCUUGACUCCAAGCCUGAGUAUACCUAUAAGGUGACACUGAGUGGACAUCUCCCAAUUAUGAUAACUGGUACUGAAUUCGUUACUGUGGCACAACUAAAUCCUGGAACUGGAUACACAUUCAGUGUGUUCACACUGGCGGCAGAUAAUACAUCAGCAGAUCCAGUCUAUGUCUCUUCUACUACAGGUAAAGACACCAAUUGUUUUAAUAGGAGUUUCUCUCUGACCAAGGUAGACUGCUUAAUCUGCAGCAAAUCAUAUAAUCAUGUCUUCAUAUAUGUACUGACAUGCGUUCUCCAACUAUCAUUAUCCAAUUACUUGCUUCUGACAGUUCCUUCAAAGCCUGGAGCCAUUACCGUGAUGGCCGUAAGCAACAUUUCCAUCUCCUUGAGCUUAGGGAGACCCGUGGACAUGGGGGUCACCCAGUACAACUUCAGCAUCAUGUACGGGACUGCCAGCCGUUCUGAUGUUUCCUUUAAUGAAAUUACAAAUUCCACCAAAAUCCAAGAUCUGCAGUCUGGAACCAAUUACACCAUUUCUGUGACCACUGUUGUUCAAGGUGGAUUGAAGAGUGAAGCUGUGGUUCUAAAUCAGUUUACAAAACCGAAUCCUGUGAACAAUGCCAUUGCUUCAAGUCGCAACACCACUUCAGUUACUCUGAGUUGGGACAAACCGCUUGACUCCAAGCCUGAGUAUACCUAUAAGGUGACACUGAGUGGACAUCUCCCAAUUAUGAUAACUGGUACUGAAUUCGUUACUGUGGCACAACUAAAUCCUGGAACUGGAUACACAUUCAGUGUGUUCACACUGGCGGCAGAUAAUACAUCAGCAGAUCCAGUCUAUGUCUCUUCUACUACAGGUAAAGACACCAAUUGUUUUAAUAGGAGUUUCUCUCUGACCAAGGUAGACUGCUUAAUCUGCAGCAAAUCAUAUAAUCAUGUCUUCAUAUAUGUACUGACAUGCGUUCUCCAACUAUCAUUAUCCAAUUACUUGCUUCUGACAGUUCCUUCAAAGCCUGGAGCCAUUACCGUGAUGGCCGUAAGCAACAUUUCCAUCUCCUUGAGCUUAGGGAGACCCGUGGACAUGGGGGUCACCCAGUACAACUUCAGCAUCAUGUACGGGACUGCCAGCCGUUCUGAUGUUUCCUUCAAUGAAAUUACAAAUUCCACCAAAAUCCAAGAUCUGCAGUCUGGAACCAAUUACACCAUUUCUGUGACCACUGUUGUUCAAGGUGGAUUGAAGAGUGAAGCUGUGGUUCUAAAUCAGUUUACAAGUAAGUGUGAAGCAUUUUCCCUUGUGUGCAAUGGUGCAGACCACCGUCCAGAAGCAAGAAAAAAAGAAUCUCGUUCCAGCUUCAGAUCAUUGGAUUUGGAACCGAAUCCUGUGAACAAUGCCAUUGCUUCAAGUCGCAACACCACUUCAGUUACUCUGAGUUGGGAAAAACCGCUCGACUCCAAGCCUGAGUAUACCUAUAAGGUGACACUGAGUGGACAUCUCCCAAUUAUGAUAACUGGUACUGAAUUCGUUACUGUGGCACAACUAAAUCCUGGAACUGGAUACACAUUCAGUGUGUUCACACUGGCGGCAGAUAAUACAUCAGCAGAUCCAGUCUAUGUCUCUUCUACUACAGUUCCUUCAAAGCCUGGAGCCAUUACCGUGAUGGCCGUAAGCAACAUUUCCAUCUCCUUGAGCUUAGGGAGACCCGUGGACAUGGGGGUCACCCAGUACAACUUCAGCAUCAUGUACGGGACUGCCAGCCGUUCUGAUGUUUCCUUCAAUGAAAUUACAAAUUCCACCAAAAUCCAAGAUCUGCAGUCUGGAACCAAUUACACCAUUUCUGUGACCACUGUUGUUCAAGGUGGAUUGAAGAGUGAAGCUGUGGUUCUAAAUCAGUUUACAAAACCGAAUCCUGUGAACAAUGCCAUUGCUUCAAGUCGCAACACCACUUCAGUUACUCUGAGUUGGGACAAACCGCUCGACUCCAAGCCUGAGUAUACCUAUAAGGUGACACUGAGUGGACAUCUCCCAAUUAUGAUAACUGGUACUGAAUUCGUUACUGUGGCACAACUAAAUCCUGGAACUGGAUACACAUUCAGUGUGUUCACACUGGCGGCAGAUAAUACAUCAGCAGAUCCAGUCUAUGUCUCUUCUACUACAGUAGAAGACAAAUUAGCUAGUUGUGGACUCAACAAUGUGGUAAAGGAAGCAGCUCAUGCGUUCUCCAACCUAUCAUUAUCCAAUUACUUGCUUCUGACAGUUCCUUCAAAGCCUGGAGCCAUUACCGUGAUGGCCGUAAGCAACAUUUCCAUCUCCUUGAGCUUAGGGAGACCCGUGGACAUGGGGGUCACCCAGUACAACUUCAGCAUCAUGUACGGGACUGCCAGCCGUUCUGAUGUUUCCUUCAAUGAAAUUACAAAUUCCACCAAAAUCCAAGAUCUGCAGUCUGGAACCAAUUACACCAUUUCUGUGACCACUGUUGUUCAAGGUGGAUUGAAGAGUGAAGCUGUGGUUCUAAAUCAGUUUACAAAGCCUAAUGAAGUGCAGAAUGUGACUGUGGUGACUGUCACCACCAACUUCAUAAUCCUGCAAUGGAUGAAGCCAGUGGAUCAUAAAGAAGGAUAUCGGUACAUGAUACUGACCGAGGGAAACCCACCCCCGAUCGAUAAUUAUGGAAAUAUUACUGUAGAAUUUGAGAAUGCUACCAUAAAAAAUCUGACAUCUGGAACCGAAUACAGUUUUUCCAUUACGACAUUUGUCGCAGAUGGAACUCGAGCAAAUCCAGUAAAAAGCUUGAGCUACACAAAACCUGUACAGAUACCAGAAGCAAACAUCAACGUGAGUAGCAAUGGGACAGUGGACACAUUGUUAGUCUCCUGGAUUAAACCUUCUGGCAACGUGGAGAUGUACUUCAUCGUUGUUGAAGACGUGAAAAUGUCAUCAAAGAUAAUCGAGAGUACUAAUAUCACGUCUACAGUAAAAUUCCCUGGUCUUCGACCUGGCCAGGUGUACAACGUGUCGGUGAUUACAAACAGCGGUCCUUUCAAUGUAACCUCUGAAAACGUGCAGGGUAUAACAGAUCCCAACCCUCCAGGACUGAUCACAGUGACCAACAUCAGCAACAGUUUCAUCUCGCUGAUGUGGGAUGCACCUUUGGAUAUGGAUGACGGAAGUUAUACCUUCAAAAUAACUUACAAAAAUGGUUCUGCUGAAAUGUUUAUGACAGUAAAUUCCAGAUCAGCAAUAAUUCCAAACCUUGUUUCUGGAACCAACUAUACCAUUUGUGUGGCCACUAUUGGACCGGGGAAAUUGCUGAGUGAAAGUGUAUCGACAUUUCAAUUCACCAAACCAAAUAUGGUGAGCAACAUACAAAUUGUUAAGGUUGAUACCACCUCUGUAACUUUGAAUUGGACACAACCAAUAGAAUAUAAAGAUACCUAUUCAUAUCUGGUAUUGACGAAAGAAAGUUUGAAACCUGCCAACACUCAAAAUGUAACUGUAAAUAUUGAAAAUGCGACUCUGACAGACCUGACCCCUGGAAUCAACUACACCUUCACAAUUAUAACACAGGUAGCCAACAUCCAGGCGGAUGGCGUAGAGAUAUCCAGCUACACGCAACCUGAACAGAUACCAGAAGCAAACAUCACUGUGAGUAACAAUGGAACAGUGGACACGUUGUUAGUCUCCUGGAAUAAACCAGCUGGCAACGUAGAGAUGUACUUCGUUGUUGUUGAAGACGUGAUAAAUUUGGAAAAGAAAAUCGAGAGUACCAAUGUCACGUCUACGGUAGAAUUCCCUGGUCUUCGACCUGGCCGGGUGUACAAUGUCUCAGUGAUUACAAACAGCGGACCGUUUAAUGUAACCUCUGGGAAUGUGCAGGGCAUAACAGAACCAAAUAUGGUGAGCAACAUACAAAUUGUUAAGGUUGAUACCACCUCUGUAACUUUGAAUUGGACACAACCAAUAGAAUAUAAAGAUACCUAUUCAUAUCUGGUAUUGACGAAAGAAAGUUUGAAACCUGCCAACACUCAAAAUGUAACUGUAAAUAUUGAAAAUGCGACUCUGACAGACCUGACCCCUGGAAUCAACUACACCUUCACAAUUAUAACACAGGUAGCCAACAUCCAGGCGGAUGGCGUAGAGAUAUCCAGCUACACGCAACCUGAACAGAUACCAGAAGCAAACAUCACCGUGAGUAACAAUGGAACAGUGGACACGUUGUUAGUCUCCUGGAAUGAACCAGCUGGCAACGUAGAGAUGUACUUCGUUGUUGUUGAAGACGUGAUAAAUUUGGAAAAGAAAAUCGAGAGUACCAAUGUCACGUCUACGGUAGAAUUCCCUGGUCUUCGACCUGGCCGGGUGUACAAUGUCUCAGUGAUUACAAACAGUGGACCGUUUAAUGUAACCUCUGGGAAUGUGCAGGGCAUAACAGAACCAAAUAUGGUGAGCAACAUACAAAUUGUUAAGGUUGAUACCACCUCUGUAACUUUGAAUUGGACACAACCAAUAGAAUAUAAAGAUACCUAUUCAUAUCUGGUAUUGACGAAAGAAAGUUUGAAACCUGCCAACACUCAAAAUUUAACUGUAAAUAUUGAAAAUGCGACUCUGACAGACCUGACACCUGGAAUCAACUACACCUUCACAAUUAUAACACAGGUAGCCAACAUCCAGGCGGAUGGCGUAGAGAUAUCCAGCUACACGCAACCUGAACAGAUACCAGAAGCAAACAUCACUGUGAGUAACAAUGGAACAGUGGACACGUUGUUAGUCUCCUGGAAUGAACCAGCUGGCAACGUAGAGAUGUACUUCGUUGUUGUUGAAGACGUGAUAAAUUUGGAAAAGAAAAUCGAGAGUACCAAUGUCACGUCUACGGUAGAAUUCCCUGGUCUUCGACCUGGCCGGGUGUACAAUGUCUCAGUUAUUGCAAACAGCGGACCGUUUAAUGUAACCUCUGGGAAUGUGCAGGGCAUAACAGUUCCAAACCCUCCUGGUGCUAUCAGUGUGUUGAACUUCAAUACCAGUUCUAUCUCAUUAAACUGGGGAGCACCUGCUGAUAUGGAUGACGGAUGUUGUUCCUUCAACAUAACCUACACCAAUGGUUCUACUACAGAGACUGUAAAUGCACCUACAAACGCCACCACAAUUCAAAACCUAAUUUCUGGGACGGAAUACACAAUUUAUGUGGCUACUGUUGGACCUGGACAACUGCUGAGUCUAAAUCAGUCGAUCAAGCACUUUACCAAGCCAAACCCCAUUCGGAACUUGCGAAUACUGAUAUUUAGUACAAGCAGCAUUACCCUAAAAUGGACAGGACCACAGGAAUAUAAAGAAGAAUACACAUAUAGAGUGGUGACAGAGGGAAGCCCAGCACCCACAAAUGGCAAUGGAAAUAAAACCACAAAUGAUAACAAUGUGACUGUGGAGGGACUGACAUCUGGAACCAACUACAGCUUUUCUGUUACCACACUUGCCGAGGAUGGUACUCCAGCAGAAUCUGUCGAUAUAGCCGACUACACAGAACCUGUGAAAAUACCAUCUGAAAACAUCUCUCUGAGCAAUGAGAACAGAACUGAUACAUUAAAAGUUUCCUGGAUCCUCCCACCAGGAGGCGUUGAAAAUUUCACAGUUGAAAUAAAAGAUAGAGGAGGAUACCACAAAGCAAACACUGUGGGACAUUCAGUAACCGAACUGGUAUUCAGUGACCUACGGCCUGGAAGGUUGUACAUUGUAACAGUGGCAACAAUUAGUGGGCCUCAUCAGAUAACCUCAGAUAAUGUUUCUGAAGCCACAUUACCUUCACCACCCGGAAGCAUAGUAGUGACCGAUGUCACUAAUUCAUCCCUUCAGUUUAGAUGGGAUAGACCAGAAAACAUGGAUAUAGGAGAAUACACAUUUAUUGUUAGUUACCAAACGGCUCGAGCACCAAACAGUAAACAUUUUGAUGAAGAGGACAAUAACUCUACUAUAUCUAACCUUGCCUCUGGAACCAAGUACACCAUAACUGUUCUUACCACUAUUCCUCAGAAUCUGAGCAGCACCAUUAUGAGAAAAUCCAUCUACACAAAACCAAAUCCUGUCAAGAACAUUCGUGUUUCCAAAACAAACAGCAUCUCAAUAAAUCUCAUCUGGGAUCGGCCAGUUGGGUACCAGCGUGAGUACAAUUACACAGUGCAAACACAUGGAAAUACAUCUUCCGCUCAAGUGGUCAGUGAUGAAAACCUACUUGUUGAUGGCCUGAACUCGGGAGAUAACUUCACAUUCACCAUCAUCACCCUGGCAGCAGAUGGCACCCAAAGCAAUCCCGUCAAUUUGUCCCAGUGCACAGAUGCGGCUGCAAUUAGUUCUUCUUCUCUGAGCUGUGAAGGAGUGAACCGCAGGCCUGUGCUUAAUCUGACGUGGAUAUGUCCAAGUGGACUGAACACCGGCUUUACACUCCAAGCAAAACAGAGCUCUGACGUUGUAAUAAAUGGAAGCAGUGCAGCGUGUAUUUCAAAUAAAGAGCAUCAAUACAACCUGAGCAAUGUUGAAUUCUUCACAACCUAUAUUGUCAGCAUCACCACCAUGUCAUGUGGUUUGCCAAGUACACCAGUCAGUAUAAACUGUACAUCUGACAUUACUGUUCCUCCGCGACCUCUUAAUAAAUUAGAAUUAUCAAAUCUUGAUAUAUCCCACAAUUCAGUGCGGUUCAAUAUCAGAAGGGAUGCAUUUAAUUCUACCAGCGGUCCAAUUUUGAUAAUUGCAGUGAUUGUUACAAAAGGUGAAAAUGAAAAUGCUCCUAAAGACAACGAUCUGGCAACAGCAUAUAGCAGUGGUAUAUUAACCUAUGUGACACUAGUGAUAGACUUGCGAACUGCUCCUCAAAAUACCAGACUAGAUGCUCAGACAGAUCCCAUCUCCAUCAAUGUAGGAAAUAAUAGUAAAAGUAUGGGCUAUGUAAACCAGGAACUAACUCCUUUGACUGGUUAUCGACUUAGUUUGGCUGGAUUUACAGAAGUACAAUAUAAUAAGGAGAACAAAAUUGAUCCAAACAAAUCCUUAUAUUCAAGAUAUGCUUAUUCGGAGAUGAUUACAAUGAAGCAAAAUCCAGGUGUCAUUAUUGGAGCUGUGGUUGGAACUAUCCUGGGUGCACUUGUUAUACUUUUCCUGGCAAUACUGCUUAUUUGGUGGAAGAAACGAACAAAGUCGAACAACAAGAAUUUAACCCAACUUCCAAUCCCAAAUAUGAGGGUAGCAAGAAAUGCCAUCAAUGUGGAUUACUUUGAAGGAUAUUUCAGCAAGCAACAUGCUGACUCUGAUUGCGGAUUUGCUGAAGAGUAUGAGGAACUAAAGACAGUCGGAACAUUGCAGUCAACACAAGUCUCCCAGCAACCUUUGAACAAGCCUAAGAAUCGUUACAAUAAUGUUUUGCCUUAUGAUAACAGUCGAGUUAAACUCUCUGUCACUUCAGAUCCAUCCAGUGAUUUCAUCAAUGCUAAUUUCAUGCCUGGAUACCACUCGAGGAAAGAGUUCAUUGCUGCACAAGGGCCAUUGAUGAAUACAGUGAGCGAUUUCUGGAGAAUGAUUUGGGAAAAACGUGUACCAGCUGUUAUCAUGCUUACCAAGUGUGUAGAGCAAGGAAGGGCAAAAUGUGAGCAGUACUGGCCAACUGAACGUCCACUCAUUUUUGAAGACAAGAUUGUUACUCUGACAUCAGAAGUCAUUUAUCAAGAUUGGACCAUCAGGGACUUCUCACUGGUAAAGGAUAAAUCUGGAGAGAAAAACCAUGUCAAGCAAUUCCACUUUACAGGCUGGCCUGACCAUGGCGUUCCGAGCACUACCGGGAUCCUCAUCAAGUUCAGGAACCUAGUGCGGGAUUACAUCAAUCAGCACCCAGUGAGUGGGCCUACUGUCGUGCACUGCAGUGCUGGAGUUGGUCGAACAGGAACAUUCAUUUCCAUCGAUAAUAUGAUUCAGCAGAUAGACAACAACAGAAAGGUCGAUAUCUGGGGUACAGUUUAUCAGCUCAGAAUGAACCGACCACUGAUGGUGCAAACUGAGUCUCAGUAUGUUUUCCUGAACCAGUGCGCCAUGGAGUAUAUCAAAUCAAGCAAUCAGCACUCCGAAGAGGCAAUCUACGAAAACGCACCUGCCCUCAUCUAUGAGAAUACGUCUGCCAUCCGAGCUGCCCAAGCAAGCAAUGGCCACCUACUUUAAUGGAAAUGACCCUGGAGCCUCCUUUUUAAAUUUAACUCCACCUUUUUUUAAUUUAAUUUUGUAAAUUGUAAAUGGACUUUAUUUUUUAGAAAGAUUGUAUAUUCAUUUGGUAAGAUACAUUUAGAAGUUCCUUUUAUUGCUGAAUUACUAUUUUUUCAAACACAUAUCUAUUCUGGUACAAUAGCUGGGCAGUGCUCAGCCACUGCAGGAAAUCUUUGCCAAUUGUUCCUGAACUUCAGGAAUGCCUUCAAAUCUUUGAGAAUCCCUGCAUAAUUCAUUGCAAAUUGUGAGUCCUUUUGAGCUUUCUUCACUGAUGAUUCCUCAUUUGAGUUCAUUCUCUCGUUUCAUGACAAAUGUGACCUAUUCAAGGUAAUGCCAAUUGGUGUGUGAAGCAGUCAUUGUUUUCAACAAUGUUGCCAAGGUAUCCAACCUUCCCAUAUUUCUGUCAGCUAUAUAAACUUGUAUUUAAAAUCGCUGAACAGAAAUAUUUGAGGCUUAACUACUCAUGACAUCAUAUUCAUAAAGAAACACUUGUAAAUAUUGCCAGAAUCCGGCACAAACUUGUUUCCAGAAAUGAUUCAUAAAAUCUGAUACUUUAAUAAGAAUCAUAAAAAAAUCUGAAAUUAUAAAUAAAGUAUUAUGUAGGGUUAUUGCUUUCUUCAAGCUCAUCCCACAGAUUAAUUAAGAACCAUUUAUGUAGUAUUGUUGCAUAAAGUGAAGCUGGUUCAUUCAGCAAAACCACCUUUGCAUGAAUGUUUAAUUCUGCUGGUUUCAGGUUCCAGAGAGAAAUGAUAUUUAGCCUCUAUGGUAGUGCUGAAAUUAAUAUACAAUCAGCUUACAGGAUGUUAACCAAAACCGGGCUUCUCAAACAGUGACUAUAAAGUAUGUCCUGUCAGAGAAGGCACUGCGUAUAGAUGUACUGAGCCUAUAACAGACAAAACAGUGAAAAAAGUUGGCUUAAAGUGGGGAGAAAUUAUCUUCCAUGUGAGUGUACUCACUAUACUGAAUGACAAAUUGGAUAUCAAGUUCUUUAUGGAAUUAAAUGUUUAAGGCGAUGCAUAAUCAAAGUUUUUUUUUCUGUAAUAUUGUCAUUGCCAUAAGCAGUGACGCAUAUCCUAAUCUAGCCGAGGUUCUGUAAAGAAUCUCUCUUGAAUUGGUCAAUCUUAAGAAAUGCAGAGGUGUGGUUCUGUCUCUGAGUUGCACUGAGGAACAAAGGGAAGUCUCUCUCGGUGAUGGCAGUCCGUCACUCCGAGACGGAUACGCAUUCAAUAUCUGUUCCAUACCUAGUUAUUUUAAAGCUCGUGUUUAAAUCUGAUUUGAUCUAAUAUUUGUAGUGGAAAGUUAAUUAAAUCUCUCUUGGUAUAAGUAAAUUUUAUAUCCUUUUGCUAAAUAUUUGUAACCAGAUUUGGAAGCUUAUUUACUUUCAAACUACUUUAAAUACAACCAUAAUAUAUUUGCUGGACUUAAUCCUGAAUAACCAGGAGAGGAAGUCAGUGCACUCCAGCCAAGUAUUUUCCAAUGAACUUGUUUUGAAUUCAAGACCAUCAUUGUAACUGGUGUAUUGAUUCAUUCUCUUAUUAGAAACUGCAUCGAUUGGAGCAGGAUUGUUACGUGGUUUUAUAUGGUGAUCACGUCUUUGUGAAACACUACCUGAGGAUUCAGUUUUGCUGUAACCAUGCGCACCAGGGUUUCCUUAAGUCUGGCAGGGAAUCCCAUGUUCAGCAGAAACAGCACAUCAUGUCUGUCAAAUAGAUUUUCAUUUCUCGUCUCUCAUAGGGAGUGUCACUGACGAAACUUGUCAUGAUUAGUAUAGAUGAGCUGUUUGAUUUUUCUCUGGGGGGGGCAAAAUAAUUGAGAAACCCAAGUCCAAACAAGAAAGUUUUUAGCAUAAAGUAAAGAUCCACAACACUGCACCAAGUUCAAACUCAAAAAAAUGCAAACACAAUCAAUGUAUGCAUUUGGAUAUUAAAACAUUGAUGACAAACCAUUUUUACAUUAGGUGAUAAGGGAAUGUGGUGAUUGUAUUACUAUAUACUUUUGGAGCUGACUUAAUUUCCAUUAAAACUGUUAAAACCAUGUACACUCAGAAGUGAAUUUUUAAUAUUUGAUUUAUAACUGCGAAGGAAUUAGUUAUUAAGGAUCACAGGGUCAUUAUUUUUAUAUUAUGCCAUAUGUGAAGGGGGAUAGUAGGAUGGGGAGGCCAGUUAUAUCUGGCCAAAGGUACAAUAGCUGUUCACUCUCAGGGACUCCAAGGCUCCCCCUCUCCAUGUGAAAAUUGGGCCAAAUCCAAUACAGGGAUCUCGUCAUGAUGGCCAAAAAAAUCCUUCUGAAGAAUAUUUUUUAGCUAGACAUAUCUAACUAUAUAAUUUAACAUUUAUUAUUCCUCCUUGUCGAAUGCUUUGGAGAACUACAACUUAUUGAUUUUUAUAAGCACUUUAGCUGGUGAAUGUUUAGUGUGUGCAGGCAUCUGAUUUAAAUCAAUCGCCACCUUGUGAUGCAUGAACGGGUAUCCAUGGCAUGCUUAACAGAGCUGAUUUUGUGCAUCCAUGUGUCAUGUCUGUUUUGUACUCUCCUCCACCAUUUCUCCCUUUCCCAUUUGGACAUUUUGUAAUGCAGGUUCUAUGCAGAUACAAUUCUUUUCAGUGUGUAUCUUCUAAACUGAUCAGUGAAUAUUAUCAUUAUUUUAAAGAAUGUUUUUACCUCGUCUAACUCUUGUAUUUGUUGUGGUCCCUAAUGUCAGCUACUGACGAGAAAUUACUGAACACAAUGUCAGACCUCGAAGUUGUUACUUGGGUCACAGGAGUAUAAUGGCUAUCCUAUUCUGUGGCAUUUUGUUUUCAUCUAAAUCAUUCUCCUGAAGAAAGUUAACAGCAAAGCUGUAGGCACUUUCCAUGCUUGGAAAUCACAUCCUAACGGCCAUUCCAUCUGACUGAGUCCAGGUAGAAGUUAUACUUGAACGGUUUUUGUUUUGAGUUUAUUUAUAUUUCAUAUUCACGUGCGAUUUGUUUCCGAAGAAAGUCACCCGUGCAUCCCCACAUGCCCGCCCUGACCUCCACCCUCAGCACCAGCCCAGCUACGAGGAGACCUGAACUGUUUUUGUCUGCAAUCUGUUAACAUAUGUUAGUCUAGGCCCUUCCAAUUAUGUAUGGCUGUGUGCUGGCCUAAGUGAAGCACAAUGAUCUCUUGGUAAUUUUUACGUAGUUUUGCAAUUCUGGACCUGUAGCCCCCAGCAGAGAUUGAAGCUACCAUGGGCGCUCUUUUGUCAUCUAUUUUCAGUGCCACUGUUUCAGUCCUUCCUGAGCUUCUGGAGAGUUUAAGAUACAGCUAAUUCCUCUACCUUAAAGCUUGAGGAAUGGCAAAUGCAUCAAAGGUCCCCAUUCACUCUACUGAAGUACACCUUCUGUCAGCUGAUAGCAUUGUCAUUUGGUGAGGAUAGAAUUAAAAUGCACCGUGCUUGACGAGCCUUUCGUGGGGAAGUAACAGAGUGAAAAGAACAUGAAGUAUUUUCUGACGUGAUAUGUUUCCAUCUCCAUUACAACUCAACAGAACAGCGGCGCUCUUCUGAUUUUUGCUGUCGUUUUAAAUGUAGAAAAACCUGUCUGCCUUUGGCACAAAGUUUUACAAGGGUAGAAGUGAUCAGGGGUAUAGGGAUAGAGCACAGUGUUGAAUAAGAACUAUGAGUAUUAACACUGCAGGGAGGUAGAAAUAAGGAAGCAAGAAACUGUAAGCAAUAGCACUUUCUAUCAAUUGUUUAACUAGAAGGAUCAAAUUUAAAUUAGAUAUGUGUAUGUAUAUAAGGAUGUAUAUCAGAUAAUAUGUAGCACUGUGUUGUUGAAUUGCACUGGAUGCAUCUGGAGGAAAUCAAUUUAUCCUGUCUGUUCACUGACUCACUGAGAUGUAAUUUUAUCAGAUGUAGAGUAAUAUUUUUCAUUGUGAUUAUCCGAUACGCCUCCAAUGUCAUUUUGAUCUUGCUAUGUUACAAUGAUGUAAAAAUCCUGUUUUAUAAGUGACAUAAUGAAUAAUUUUGCUAUUAAAAUGAUCUUUUUAUUCUGUGA
Molecule: messenger RNA, 21398 nt
Organism: Amblyraja radiata (thorny skate)
Lineage: Eukaryota; Metazoa; Chordata; Chondrichthyes; Rajiformes; Rajidae
Exons: 76
Coding region: 16-17343 (5775 amino acids)
Biological process (GO): peptidyl-tyrosine dephosphorylation involved in inactivation of protein kinase activity
Cellular component (GO): signaling receptor complex
Molecular function (GO): protein tyrosine phosphatase activity; protein binding
Source: RefSeq, a predicted model, not a curated record